Xiphophorus hellerii (green swordtail) is the source of this 1621-nucleotide messenger RNA. RefSeq names its product NK2 transcription factor related, locus 9 (Drosophila) (gene nkx2-9). The transcript has 2 exons. The coding region runs from base 376 to 1206 and encodes 276 amino acids. Lineage: Eukaryota; Metazoa; Chordata; Actinopteri; Cyprinodontiformes; Poeciliidae. Gene Ontology annotation, molecular function: RNA polymerase II cis-regulatory region sequence-specific DNA binding; DNA-binding transcription factor activity, RNA polymerase II-specific. Gene Ontology annotation, biological process: cell differentiation; regulation of transcription by RNA polymerase II. Gene Ontology annotation, cellular component: nucleus. The record is from RefSeq and is a predicted model, not a curated record.
GCUGAUGAUGGGACAGCCUCUGUUGUCAGUUGCCACCCAAGACGUGAUUCAGCUCCAACAAUCACCAUUAUCUGUUCCUCAGUUGGACGAUACGGGACGAAUCUGUAAUGAUGACGAGUGUUUCCUUGGCUCUUUGUUGAGUUUUUCUUUUCUCUCUCUCUCUCUCUCUUUUUUUUUUUUUUUCUUUUUUCAACGUCCACACCCAGCCGUCAUUGGUGACAGCACUCCAACCAUUCAGGUAGUGAACGGAGGAGGGAGGCUUUAUAAGCGAGCGGCGCAUGGAGAGUGCGGUUUGUGUAAACACUGAGGUCGGCGCUGUUUUGACACGCCGCAGCAAAGUGGGAGAGGUUUACUUUGAGGACUCGGUUCCUUUUAAUGCAAAAAAAAAAAAAAAAAAGAGGAGAGAGAAAGAAAGAAGGAAACAAACCUCGGAUUGUCACUGAGUGGUACGCGAUGACUGGUGCGCCGAGCAGGUUCAGUUUUUCCGUCAGGAGCAUCCUGGACCUGCCUGAGCAGGAUGCGGAGGCCGCGCCGCGGUCCUCCUCGGUUUACUCCUCCUGCUCCUCCAGCUCGCCCUACACCUCCUGGGUGGAGUGCGAUCGGAGCCCCUGCAUGUCUUCUGAUGAGGGCAGUUUCGAACCGUCCCCCGACUCAACCAAGCCGGAUGACUCGUCCCUGGACUUGGAGCCGGUUGAGAGGAUCAAGAAGAGCAAGAAGCGCCGCGUCCUGUUCUCCAAAGCCCAGACCCUGGAGCUGGAGAGGCGCUUCCGCCAGCAGCGCUACCUGUCCGGGCCGGAGAGGGAGCAGCUGGCCCGGCUCCUCAGCCUCACUCCGACCCAGGUGAAGAUCUGGUUCCAGAACCACCGCUACAAGAUGAAGAGAGGCCGGGCGGAAGGCGCGCUGCCGCCGGACGCGGACAUUCCGCAGCCUCCGCUGCUGCGCAGGGUGGUCGUUCCGAUUCUGGUCCGGGACGGGAAACCCUUCCACACCUGCUUCAUUGAGGCGGACAAAGCCAGCUGCCUGACCUCUCCCGCGCAGCCUCAUCCUCAGGCCGUCCCGUUCCCUUUGGCCUUCCCUCCUCUCCAGCAUCCCUCCCCCGGAUCGCUUUCGUCCCGGUACCAGCAGCACUUUCCAGCCGCGGCGGCCUCCAGAUUCGCCUGGAGGAACUUUUGGAGCGACUCGGUCCCCUUUGCCCCUCUCAAAUGAAGAUCCUCACGUGAAUGCACAAACUCAUUUAGAAUGGCAUCAAAUGUUGUCUAAAUGUUUUACACAUUUCUGAGCUACUCAAACGUUUAGAUUCACACUUUAGAGCGAAGAAUAUUUUGCACAAAUUUUUUUAUGUGUUUAUUUUUGUACAGCUGAUUCUUGGUUCAGCGCGUAGGACGUUUGUUUUUUUUAAAGUGAUAAUUCAUUUGUGUGUAUUUUACUUUCCUGUGUUUUUGAAAUCUUUUAAUUAUUUGUAUCAAUAACUUUUGUUUUCAUUCCAGUAGAUAGGGAUGUGUAUUGUAAGAAAAUCAGCCUUUAGUCUCAAUUUUAAAAAACGAAAAUGUGUAUUUUUUCUUCUUCUUUGUCUUCCAGAAACUUUCUGUAAAGUUUAAGCUGUUUAUGUAAAACAAUUAUA